This is a messenger RNA of Blastomyces dermatitidis ER-3, 722 nucleotides long. RefSeq lists its product as uncharacterized. The coding region runs from base 373 to 606 and encodes 77 amino acids. Lineage: Eukaryota; Fungi; Ascomycota; Eurotiomycetes; Onygenales; Ajellomycetaceae. The record is from RefSeq and is a predicted model, not a curated record. The transcript has 2 exons.
ACUCAACCCUCCUCUCCCUCUCUUUUGUCUUCACCCAGACCCCACCAAAAGUCGAGUUUGUCAGAACUAGAUCAGCCCAUCUCUCCUCUCACCCUCCUUCGUUUUCAAGCGCUCGACGGCAUUGGCGUUAGAAGAUCUAACUUGUAAAUAAUUCUCCUCUGUUUUUUUUUUUAUCUUUCCUUCACAUUAGGUCGACCUCCGUAUCCCUCCAUCGGAAAAACCACGACCGCCCCGCCUUUCCAAACAAAGACAGACCCUCUGGUCUUCAUAGCUCCUCUCUUCAAUGCCUACGCCGAAUCUGCACGGUCCCAAAGAUCCGAAGACUCUCUCUUAAAUCCCAUUUUAGCUGACAUCCGCACUCUUCCGCAGAAAAUGCUGUUUAUUAUUGCCGGCGCGGAUAUUCUUCUGCAUGAGGUGACGACCUUUGUAGACCGUCUGAAGAAUGAAGUGGUGAUGUUGAAUUCCCAACGGGGUAAUAAUAGCGCAGAUACCCCAUCGGGCAAUUAUGAGGUUGAAGGCAUAGUGUUUGAUAAGAUGCUUCAUGGCUGGUUAGAUUCGCUGAAUGCUUCGUACGAUUUUAUCCGACGUUAUUCACACGGAAAAUGACUGGCAGAUUGAUAAGACCAGUUAAUUGAAAGUACUUCUACAACAGCACGUGCUCCAUGCGAGUGGAGCUUAUAGACAUGUACAUAUGUUAACUACUAGAUAAAAGACACUCUCCA